AUGUGCACGACGGAGAUGACGGAAUCGUAUACGAUGUCACCGUCAACGACCGUGUCUUCCAGCGGGACGACGGCCGCCUGUUUGGUUGGCUCGCCCGGCCACCGACGGACACCUUGCAGAGGUUCACCGUGUCGUGGGAGUGAUGUUCAGGAUGACGAGGACGUAAUUUCGGUUGGUUGUCCAAGUCCAUUACCGUUGGUAGUAGUUGCAUCAUCGACGGAAAGCGAGGAUAGAUUGAUAUCGUCAAGGGAGGAUUAUGUCGAACGAUUGAGUCCUAGGAGAGUAGGAUACAGUCGAACGGAUUCAACUAUGGACAGUGAAGACAAUUAUUCGUCAAGGAAUAGCGAUUAUAGAACGUCUAACGGAAGGAGUUCGAUAAGGACUCACGAGAGUAGUGGUGGUGAUUCUGUAACGACAUUGAGAGAGGAUGAGGAUUUAGAAGAGGACGAAGAGGAAUUGGAUAGUAGAACUAGUAGCAACGGUACUUCGGCUACAGCCGGUGCUACGGACGAUUACUUUAAACCAUUAAAACGAUUGCAAAUGGUUCAAAUGCAACACUCAGACGAGGAAGAGGAUAGAGAUCGGGACAGCAACGAACGCGGUGUUAAAUCUUUCAGUAUUCUCGAUAUUUUAUCUCACAGACCUAAAGCGAAAAUCGUUAGACCCUGGGACACGGUCGAUUCUACGAUCGGUCAUCGUCAACAUAUUCAUCAUCAUCAUCAUCAACAGCAACAACAACAACAACAACAACAACAACAACAACAGCAACAGCAACAACAACAACAGCAUCUUCAACAUCAUUUACAUCAUCAUCAUUUACACCAUCACAAUCAUUCGACUAAUUCUAGUAGCAGAGAUUUGUCUCUGAUGGGCAUGUCAUUGGCGUCUAUGUCAAGUACAAUAAGCGAACCGCCUCUCAGUAGUUCGUCCUCAUCCGGCAGAAGUUCCGUUUCCGAUUCAGGUAGUCCCGAUCCUCUCGCUCAUCAUCACCAUCACCAUCAUCACCAUCACCACGCGGCACGACACCACGCCGUUCAUCCCGGUCUACAUGUUGCUGCAUUACAACAACAGCAACAACAACAGCAACAGCAAUUCAAGAAAAAGAGUUCUCAGCAACACGGAAACUCGCAAACUGGGCAGAAUGGAAAGAGAAGUACUGGCCAGGGUAGUCCUUUGGAUGCUCUCUUCCAAAUGACGAGCAAAACUUUUGACGCUGGUGAACAUAGUCAAGAACAAGCGAAUCACUUGAACCUGUUCAACAAUCGUCAGCAACCGAAGAAAAAACGUAAAAGUCGGACAGCGUUUACGAAUCAACAAAUCUACGAGUUAGAAAAACGUUUUCUUUAUCAGAAAUAUUUGAGUCCAGCUGAUAGGGACGACAUAGCACUUAAAUUGGGUCUGAGUAAUGCCCAAGUGAUCACGUGGUUCCAAAACAGAAGGGCGAAGCUUAAGAGGGACAUGGAGGAGUUGAAAAAGGACGUGCAAACGGUGAAUCCUCUGUUGGUUGCUCAACAUCAUAAAACUUUUCUGGAGAACGUGCAAGAUCUUGGAAUAUUGAAGAAACGGCCGCUACCAAGUUCGAUGGAAGAAAAAUCGUAG
Messenger RNA from Polistes canadensis, 1599 nucleotides. RefSeq names its product myb-like protein Q. The transcript has 2 exons. Gene Ontology annotation, biological process: regulation of DNA-templated transcription. The record is from RefSeq and is a predicted model, not a curated record. Gene Ontology annotation, molecular function: DNA-binding transcription factor activity, RNA polymerase II-specific; DNA binding. Bases 1 to 1599 code for a protein of 532 amino acids. NCBI's taxonomy places the organism in Eukaryota, Metazoa, Arthropoda, Insecta, Hymenoptera, Vespidae.